Apis mellifera (honey bee) is the source of this 3914-nucleotide messenger RNA. RefSeq names its product calmodulin. The coding region runs from base 16 to 1023 and encodes 335 amino acids. The transcript is spliced from 7 exons. NCBI's taxonomy places the organism in Eukaryota, Metazoa, Arthropoda, Insecta, Hymenoptera, Apidae. The record is from RefSeq and is a predicted model, not a curated record. Gene Ontology annotation, molecular function: enzyme regulator activity; calcium ion binding.
UUAUGUAAAUUUCGUAUGCCGAAAUUUGUAGAACGGAGCGAAAACGCGGUAACCACGCGUACACGUCGUCUACAAAUUGCAUUAAUCCGGGAUGGAAUCGGUGAAAUUUCGUCGAAUAUAUAUACGAGACAGAGCAGCGGGACGGUAGGGAACGGCGAGGGGCAAGAAGGGACGACGAGCAGCUGUUCCCCGAGGACGUCGACGGCCACGAUAACGAUGACGAUGACGACCACGCCGACAACCCCGACGUCCACGUCCACGAUGACUGUGACGUCAAUGGCAACGGCAUUCGUGCCCGCGGAAUCAGAGGCGUCGAUAUCGUCGACAGAGCAGCAGAGGGAGCAGCAAUGCCACGCGCCAGCCACCGCGCCGGCCACGUCGUCCACCACGUCGCACAUCACGGCCUCCUCGUCCACGGAGGCCGGCAAAUUGUCGACCAACGUCCUCUUCUCCUUACCUGCGUCGCCGAAAAAAUCCGCCUCUGAGUCGUCCACCAAGAUACCGAGCAAUAUAUCCAAAUCUCAAAUGAAAGAAUUCAGGGAAGCGUUCAGACUGUUCGACAAGGACGGGGACGGGAGCAUCACGAAGGAGGAGCUCGGGAGGGUGAUGCGCUCGUUGGGGCAAUUCGCGAGGGCCGAGGAGCUGCGCACCAUGUUGCAGGAGAUCGACAUCGACGGGGAUGGAAAUGUCAGCUUCGAAGAGUUCGUGGAAAUCGUGAGCAACAUAGGUGCGAAUGAAACCGCCCCCACCGAUCAGGAUCAGGAAGAGCAGGAGCUGAGGGAUGCGUUCCGGGUAUUCGAUAAACACAAUCGAGGAUACAUCACCGCAUCCGAUUUGAGGGCAGUGCUGCAAUGUCUCGGCGAGGACUUGUCGGAAGAAGAGAUCGAGGAUAUGAUCAAGGAAGUGGACGUGGACGGAGACGGUCGUAUCGAUUUCUACGAAUUCGUCCACGCGCUCGGAGAGCCGGGGAUCGACGACGACGAGGAGGACGAGGAGGAGGAGGUGCUGUCCCCGGGCUACUAGGAUCUUACUUAUUCUCGUGUCUGUGUUAGAUAGAACGAAUUAACGACGAGCCAGCGGACGACGGACGUACACGUUCGUCGCAUACUUUUCCCCUGCCCCCCCCCCCUCUGACAUUCACUUCGUUGCAUGUAAUUCGAGCGUCGUGGAUCGAAAUUCGAUCCGAUGUUCGAUGAUACGAUUUCUUCGAAAAAAAAAAAGUAUACAUAUAUAUAUAUAUAUCUUUUGCUCGUCUUCGACGUUGUACAUCGAAUGAAGCAAAAAGAAAAGGAAAGGAAAAAAAAGAAGAAAGAAGAGGAAAAAGAAGAAAAGAGUGGAAAGAAGAGAGUGAGGAGAGGCAAGGAAAAUUUUAAAAUUCGCGCCGGCGCGAAAGAUGGUUGCGUUUCGAGCCGAUAGAGCGUGCCACUCUCUGACCCAACGACGAUUAGGUUAUCGCGCCAAUUCGAAACGCGAUGCAAUCACGGCCUAUAGUUGUUAACGCUCGUUUACCUUUGAUCAAGGAUGUCAGAGGAUCUUUUUCGACAAGCAUCUAUCGUAAGGAUUGUAGAUACAACGCUUGGCGUGAUUUUAUGUUAACCGAAUCGGAGCAGAUCUGUUCGAUAAUUAUUAUUUUGCCAGCAAUAUAUCGAAAUAUAUCGAUGAUAUUAAAAUCGUGGCGUCAUCAAGGAAAUUUGAUCGUUUCAAUUUCAACGAGAUUAUUAUUAUUUUCCUUGUAUUAAAAUAAAAAAUUACAUCCUUGAUAUUUAAUUGCAACGUGAGCAAUAUGAAAGAUGUAGUUUAUAAGAGGAAAAAAAAGAAAAAAAAGAAAUCAGCUCGCGUUUCGUGUAACAUAACGUUCCAACAAGCGACGCGUCAUCUAAUCUUCUUCGUUAACUAACUGCUGCAAAGUAUCUAAAGACAGAUGAGUCUUCGUGGAUCGUGCUCGAUGAUUCAAUGCGAUGCGAGACGCGAGAGGUCGAUCACGGGGAAACGGAGACACGACCAUUGAUAAAGAAAAACGAUCUUCUUCUUCUUUUUCUGGAUUAAAAAAAAAAAGAAGAAAGAAAAAGAGAAGAAAGAAAAAGAUUGCAAUGAUUGUGCUCCUUUUCCCAAGACGAACGCCCAUUUCCUCGCUUAAUUACUCGUUCGACGAAUCUCUUGGUGUCCAGGUCGCCCGUGUCGAUCGAUUGGAAGAAGGAAAAAAAAAAAAAGGAAAAAAAAAAGGAAAAAGUAAAAAAAAAGAAAAAAAGAGCGACCGAUUGAUAAUCGAUUUCUUCUCGUAAGAAUAUGUGGAUUUUUCGAUUUUAAUCUCUCUCGUCUAAUCUUGUAUAAGUCACGUACUGUAUUCUCCAUCUAUAAAGUAAAAGUAAACGUAAGAGUUAAGAAGGAAAUCAAGCACCGCAAUAAAAAAAAAAACACGAUCGAUCGCGAUCCGUUUAAAACCGGACGACGAUCAUAGAUUAAUUAUGUUAUUAGGGGUUGUUGCGUUCCCGCCAUUUUUGGAGGGACACGUGACGUGACGUGACGUGAAAAACUGGCGUUUGCACUUGAAAGGGAAAAAGAAAAAAAGAAGAAGAAAAAAAAAACUCUCGAGGAUCCCGAUUCCCCACGCUCGAUUUUUACGAGCGCGGGGAUACAGCAUGUGUCGAGGAAUCGAACGGUUGAAUUGCGAAUUUUAAAUCGAUCUUGAUCGCUUCGCUCUCCUUGAGCUUCGUACUGUGUACCUUAUUAACGAUAUCUCACUGUUACGCCAAAUAAGAGCCGCACGCUGUUUCAAAUAUUUUAAAGGGUCUAAUAAAUCUACUGAACAAAAAUUUUUACCGCUACGUCCAUUUCCUCAUGCAUUAAUCUCCCCCUGUGAAAAUUGUGACGCUGAUCAACACGAGCAAUCGUCAGCAGUGUGAACACUGCUCCUCUUUAUAUAUGUAUAUCUGUUCGCGAGCUCAAACUGUAUAUAUGUUAUUUUCGAUUACUCAAUUUUUUUUAAUACAAAGAUCCACAAAAUAGUCGGCGGAUUGCACGCGUAGGAGACAAGAGACAAAAGUUGAAUUCUUUCAAAUUAUUUUACGGCGACGAUAUUUCGAAGAUAAUAAUCGAUAACAAAUGGCGCAUCCGCAUGAAUAUUCACAACAACAGCCUCGGUUAUUUUUCUUAAACGUUCAUUUUUAUUAGCGAUAAAUAAACUUACAUAUCUUUACAGUAACAACGUCCUCUCGUAACUCUCGGAAAAUAUGGUAAUAUCUAUCCACGAAAAUCCAUACAGAUCGAGAUUUCCUCGUACUCUCUAUUUCCACGUGCCACUCUCUUCCCGUAUAUACGUGUGUUGUUCCUGUCGAUUGGUGUUUCUCGUGUGUCACACAACACAUUUCCACCCCGUCGAAACGGGUCGUAUUUUAUAGAAAUAUCGAUACGACGCGAGAUUCCGUAUUGGGAGGAUCCUACAAUGUUGCAAUGUGUGUGUGUGUGUGUAUUUUUUUUUUUUUUUUUGCAUGCGGUCUACGUACACGCACCGGAGCUUUUACGCUUCCUCCGAAUAAAAUCCUAACGAUAGCGAGCGUACACUGUUGUCCUGAACCUAAACGAAACGAAAACGCUCGAAGACGAGUUCGUUAAGUAUCGAGCCGAAAAUUCUCUUGUUCGAUUAUUAUCGAUCAUCAUAAUCGUCCAAUACCCCAUAUAUCCGCCGUGUUUGACGAUCGUAUCGUCCAAUUUUCGUUCAUUCCAUUCUUCAGAAUGAAUUUCUUCCACGGGUGCCAUUCUGCUUUGACUGGUUUCGCUUCUUUCUUUUUUUCUUUUUUUUUGGUCUUGAAAACGUGUAAUCUACAAUGGCUGGAUAAUCGUUCCUGUCGCGCGAAUCCCAGUACGUUGGACAUGGCGAACAUCGAAUAUCCAAAAAAAAAAAAAAAAAAAAAAAA